Molecule: messenger RNA, 1695 nt
Organism: Rhodamnia argentea
Lineage: Eukaryota; Viridiplantae; Streptophyta; Magnoliopsida; Myrtales; Myrtaceae
Product: patellin-4-like
Exons: 4
Coding region: 138-1514 (458 amino acids)
Molecular function (GO): lipid binding
Source: RefSeq, a predicted model, not a curated record
UGUCUUCCCCACCCAAAAAAAAGGAAAAAAAGAAAAAGAAGAGGGCUGAUAGCCCUCUUCUCUCUUCACCACAAAUCAAACCCUCGCCGGAUUCAGAUUUCCGGCCGGUUGCCCGCUCGAACCCGCCGGGAAUCUGGAUGACAAGGAAGACAAAGCCCUCCACGGCUGCAGCAGUCCAGAUGCCGCUCAAGGAAGCCGAAGCCGGCAAAGAAACAAACUGCGACGAGGACAAACCAUCGGACCACCCCAAGGAACGUGAUAACAACGUUAAAGACAACGAUGGGACGAAGCCCGCUGCUGAGUGGAAGCUCCCUAGGAAGAAGGCGCUGCUGCAGUUCCGGUGCAAGCUGGAAGACGCGAUCCGUGGGGACUACCUCCUGGGGCGGUCCUACUGGAGCCUCUCGAGGUUGUCGAGGGAGAACAUGAGCAGCGCUUCGUCGCAACCACUCCCGUUGAUGGACAUCAGGCUGUGGGGCGUUCCUCUAUUGCCAAGCAAGGGGCACGAGGGCACGGACUACGUCCUCACGAAAUUCCUGAAGGCACGGAACUACAAGGUCGGCGAGGCUUUCGAGAUGCUCCAGGAGACGCUCUGGUGGCGGAGGCAGCACAGGGUGGACGAGACCACGGGCGAGGCUCCCCUCGGCCCCGACGAGCUGGUCUUACGGACGAUGUACGUGAGGAGCGUCGACAGGGAGGGCCGCCCGCUGUGUUAUCACGUGUAUGGGGCGUUGGAGGACAGGGAGGUGUACAAGAGGGCGCUGGGGACGAAAGAGAGGGUCGAGGAGUUCAAGAGUUGGGCUGUGCAGUUCAUGGAGAGGGUUGCCAGGAGGCUGAGCUUCAAGGACGGAGGGGUCGACUCGGUGGUUCAGAUCACAGACUUGAAGAACAUGCGCUCCCGGAGCGCGAAGGAGGCGCGGGGCGUGCUCCGGAGCACCUUUCUGAUGGUGCAGGAUCACUACCCUGAGCUCGUCCACAGACAUAUAAUACUAAAUGUCCCGCUGUGGUACUACACCUUCCACUUGCUGCUCUUGCGGCUUCUGCAUCAAUCCGACAAGAGCAAGUUCAUCCUCGCGAGACCGGCUAAAGUCACCAAGACACUUCUCAAAUUCAUCGACCCAGAAGACCUGCCCGUGGAAUAUGGGGGUCUCUUGCGAGAGAAUGACGAGGAAUUCUCGAACCUGGACAAGGUCUCGGAGGUCUUCGUCGGAGGGAACACGACCAAGAGCAUUCGAAUCCCGAUUGCUGAGGCCGGCUCGACGGUGGUGUGGGACUUGACGGUGGUGGGGUGGGACGUGUCGUACAAGGAGGAGUUCAUGCCAGAGGACGAGGGCUCGUACAGGGUGACGCUUAACCGGUCGAAGAAGCUGAGGGAGAGCGUGAGGAACUCCUACUACAUCAACGAGCCUGGCGAGCUCGUCAUCACCGUCCGCAACCCCACCUUCAAGAAGAAGAGGGUGCUCUACCGCACCAAGUUCAAGCCCACCGUCCCCAUGUACGUCUUCUUCAAGUCAUAAGUGAAAAGGCCACACUGAGGCAACAUGAAUGCAUGUUAAUUACUCAUCUACUAUCAUUGCUGAUGAUUAUUUAUUAUUGUAUGCCCUGUCCUGUUAUGUCAAAUUUAUUUUUUCUUGUUUUGUUUCUAAUGACAAAGAAGCUGACGAUAGAAUGGUAACAAUUCGGCCUGUGAUGUACCCU